Molecule: messenger RNA, 2409 nt
Organism: Thamnophis elegans (Western terrestrial garter snake)
Lineage: Eukaryota; Metazoa; Chordata; Lepidosauria; Squamata; Natricidae
Product: zinc finger protein 480-like
Exons: 5
Coding region: 938-2275 (445 amino acids)
Biological process (GO): regulation of transcription by RNA polymerase II
Cellular component (GO): PcG protein complex; transcription regulator complex
Molecular function (GO): DNA-binding transcription factor activity, RNA polymerase II-specific; RNA polymerase II cis-regulatory region sequence-specific DNA binding
Source: RefSeq, a predicted model, not a curated record
GCACUUCGCGGUCAAAGGGAGGCGGAGGAGGGAGGGACCCGCGCCCGGCGCUCCUCCGCCUUCAACCCCGGGUCCUAUGUUCCCCAGCCGCCCUCUCAAUGCAGGAAGAAGCGGGGAUCCCAGGAAGGCUGCGGGGAUCCGGGAUCCCUUCCCGCCCGUGUCCGGGAAAGAGCCCGAGUGGGAGUAGGGGAGGGUCGGCCUUCUGGAGACCCAGCAGGAGAAGAGAGAAGCCGGGCGGGGAGGAGGCAGGAUUCGCACUCGGCUCCCCGAGGACCCCAUCCUGUCUUCGGAGAGGGAGAGAAGCGGGGCGGCCACUCCAGCUGCCUCCUUCCCGGCCCUGCGCUGGGAUGAGCAUUCGGGCAAGCUGAGUAUUCGGGCAAGUUGGUUGAAGCUUGUUCAGUGGCUGAAUUCCCCUUUCUAAUUCUUGGCUUUUCUUUUUCUUUCCAUCUCAGAUACAGAAACUGGAAGCCAUUUGAAAUCUUUGCAAGCCAAAAGUUUCUCUUGGGGGGAAAAAAGAGCGGAAUAACUUUCAGGGAUCCGUCCUGCAGCCCUAGAAAUGGUCCCGUGAAGGAAAAGGCAUCUGGAGACCCACCAGAGUCCUUGGACCCAUUUGGAGUUGCUCUGCAGGACAGAGAAAGAAUGGAGACACAACCUUUUGCCAAGGAGGGAAGUGGAAAAGGCCCUUCAGCUGCUCAGUCUGGGAAGGGGGGGAAGCUCUGGACAAGACUGGGCAGAAGAUCCUGGAGGAGGAAACCAUCCUCCUUCCGAAGUUCAGUCCUGGAACUUUAUCCAACACUGGGAGGCUGAAGGUCCUCGAAGAUUUUGCAGCCGGCUCCAUGACUUUAGUAGGCGAUGGCUGAGAUCUGAAAAGCACACCAAAGCCCAGUUGCUGGACCUGGUUGUUUUGGAGCAGUUCCUGGCUCUUCUGCCCCCAGAGAUGGAGAGCUGGGUACGGGAGUGUGGAGCAGAGACCAGCUCCCAGGCAGUGGCCCUGGUGGAAGGCUUCUUCCUGAGCCAGGCGGAGGAGCAGAACGAGUUGCAGAAGUCCUACAAUGUGGAGAUCAGAGAUCCUGAGGGAAGGAGGAAUCCAUCAAAUCCCUCUCAGGAGCUGUUUUUCAGGAGGAUCACUUGGGAAGAUCAAAGUCAGGACACCCCAGAAGAGAAACAAAGAAUGAAUUUUUUUCGUUUUUAUAAUGGCGAUCAAGCAGCGGUUGAACCUCCAAAUCAAGAGAGUCUGGUGUCCUUCGAGGAGGUGGCUGUGUAUUUCUCUGAGGAGGAAUGGUCUCAGCUGGAUCCUGACCAGAAAGCGCUGCAUUCAGAAGUCAUGCUUGAAAACCAUAGGAAUGUGGUCUCUCUGGGCAAUAAUGGGCAGGAGAAUCAAGAUUCCUGGAAACUCUUCCAAGUGAUCAAAGCUAAAGAUGGAAUGGAGAAGUUUGGAAUUCGAAUAGAAUUUGAAAGCCAUGAGAAAAACCAGUCAAAUAAUUGGAGUCAGGAAAGCUCAUCUUCCGCUGAUGCUCUAAUGCAACAUUUUCUUGCCCAACAAGAGAAACCAUUUGAUUUUGUUACCACUCAAAAAGUGAUUGACACAAAAGAGAAGCCAUGUAAAUGUUUGGAAUGUGGAAAAGGUUUUAGAAGUAGUGGGCAUCUUACCUGCCAUAAAAGGAUCCGCUCAGGAGAGAAACGGUAUAAAUGCAUGGAGUGUGGAAAGACCUUUGCUCAAAGAGGUCAUCUUACUUUCCAUAAAAUGAUCCACACAGGGGAGAAGCCGUAUAAAUGCAUGGAGUGUGGAAAGACUUUUGCUCGAAAAUGUACUCUUACUUCCCAUAAAAGGAUCCACUCAGGAGAGAAACCAUAUAAAUGCAUGGAGUGUGGAAAGACUUUUGCUCAAAAAUCUCCUCUUACUUCCCAUAAAAGGAUUCACUCAGGAGAGAAACGGUAUAAAUGCAUGGAGUGUGGAAAGACCUUUGCUCAAAGAGGUAAUCUUACUUCCCAUAAGAUGAUCCACACAGGGGAGAAGCCGUACAAAUGCAUGGAGUGUGGAAAGACCUUUGCUCAAAGAUGUCAUCUUAUUCGCCAUAACAUGAUUCACACAGGAGAGAAGCCAUAUAAAUGCAUGGAGUGUGGAAAGACCUUUGCUCAAAGAGGUAAUCUUAUUUCCCAUAAGAUGAUCCACACAGGGGAGAAGCCACAUAAAUGCCUGGAAUGUGGAAAGACCUUUGCUCAAAGACGUCAUCUUAUCCGCCAUAACAUGAUUCACACAGGAGAGAAGCCAUAGAAAUGCAUGGAGUGCGGAAAGACUUUUGCUCAAAAAUGUCCUCAGACUUCCUAUAAAAGGAUCCACUCAGGAGAGAAACCAUAUAAAUGAGCCGAGGUGGCGCAGUGGUUAGAGUGCAGUACUGCAGGCCACUA